AUGUUUAGAUUCUUUAGAAAAAUAGAAUCGAAUAGCAAAAUGUGUUUGAUUUUAGCUUAUCAAAGCCCUUAAUUAGCAUUUGAAUUUUCCCCAUUGAUUUUAUUUGAUAAGGAAAAAUAUUGCUUUAUAUUAUUUUUGAUAGGAACAAGCUUAACUUUAAUAGAAGUACCAAAAUUUAAUAAAUCAUAAGAAUUUUGA
This is a messenger RNA of Tetrahymena thermophila SB210, 198 nucleotides long. RefSeq lists its product as hypothetical. Lineage: Eukaryota; Ciliophora; Oligohymenophorea; Hymenostomatida; Tetrahymenidae. The record is from RefSeq and is a predicted model, not a curated record. The transcript has 2 exons.